GGGACCCUAACCAGGCACGCGUUAUGCGUGUGAAUCGCACGCCCGAAGAUAAGGGUCCGAACGCGUGCCGGUCACUACCCACACACGCUUCCCUCGUGUAAAACCUCCGUCCUUUUUCUCUCUCCGCCGCUGGAUCUCCGCCGGAAAAUUUAAUAAGUGUUAUUCCUUUUUAAUCUUCGUCUUGGGAACCGGACCCCGACGGAGGUCUCCGCUUUCUAUUCGUCCGUUGAGAUCUGAACGCGAGGAAUGUGAUAUUUCUCAACGGGGUUCGUGACGAAAACAUAGCUUUUAUCACAUGAAUUAAGGUAAAUGAUACAUGUCUCGAGCUAUCUUUGGACACAUGUGGUCAUAAGAAUAGCAGAAGUACAAGAUGGUUGUUGAAUGUUUCAUGGCAAACAAAUCACAUAAAUAAUGUACGUCUCUAUUUCCUUUUCCGUAUAUUGCCAAGGAUCAUCUUUAUAUGUGUAAAGUUUGAUCCUUUAUGAAAUUCACUCAAUUAUACUUAGUGUAAGAUAAUUUUGAGACAAUCGGUUGGACUACCCGGACAUGUAAACACAUGCAGUUACUAUAUAAAGAAUGUUCUGAUUAUACAUAAUAUUGGGGCUAUGGGCUAUGUUGCUUUCACCAGGAGUCCUAAAUUUUAAGAUUUAUGCUUGACAAACAAGAUAAAGGAGAAAACUAGGAAAACUUAUGGCAGCAGAGAUGCAGAGAUUCGGAAUGAGUGAAGAUGAUGAUGAUGAUGAAAUUGGGAUGGAUGUGAAGGAGGAAGAUGAUGACGAUGAUGAUGAAGAGAAGAACAUGACGACUCCUGAUAUGGUUGGUGGUGAUGUGGGUAUUGUAUCAACAAGCAGCAGUAAUAGGUUUAUGCAGCACCACCAAUUUCAAGAGCAGCUAACUCCACAAGGAGGAUCUAGGAGGUGUAGGCCACAAGAAGAGAAGGAGAGAACAAAGCUACGCGAGCGACAACGUAGAGCAAUAACUGCAAAAAUUUUAGCUGGACUUCGGAGGCAUGGGAACUAUAAUCUUAGAGUCAGGGCUGACAUCAAUGAUGUCAUUGCUGCUUUGGCAAGGGAAGCCGGUUGGGUUGUUCUUCCUGAUGGAACCACCUACCCUUCCAGAUCACAGGGCACGAGACCUGCAGGAUGUACACCUCCUGCAGUGGUGACGUUGUCAUCUCCACAUAUGCCAGCAGAACACACGUCACCUACUUCCUUAAGAGGCAUUUCACCUGGUUAUCAGAGUACAGUCAAUUAUAAUGUCAGCCACAUGAAAGGCAGUUUUGUUUCAUCUCCUUAUGAUGUGUCCCCCAGCGCUAGAUCUCAGAGUUCAGCUAUGAUGGGUGAUGGAGGAGGCAUUCAGAGUGAUCCUCCACUUGGAGGUUCCAUGGAUUCAGUCCAAAAUAGGCAGGUUAUGGAUGUUUCUGGCAAGGUGCUGGAGCGUGAUUUCGCUGGCACACCAUAUGUUCCUGUUUUUAUUAUGUUACCCCUGGGUGUGAUCAAUAUGAAGUGUGAGCUUGUUGAUCCCGAUGGUUUAGUGAAACAACUUAAAUUCUUGAAAUCAGUUAACAUUGAUGGUAUUAUGGUUGAUUGCUGGUGGGGUAUAGUGGAAGCGCAUGCUCCACAGGAGUACAAUUGGAAUGGAUACAAGAGGUUGUUUCAAAUCGUGCGGCAGCUUAAAAUGAAGUUACAGGUUGUAAUGUCCUUUCAUGAAUGUGGUGGUAAUGUUGGUGACGACGUUUGUAUUCCCCUGCCUCACUGGGUGGCUGAAAUUGGUCGCAGCAAUCCUGACAUAUUUUUCACCGAUAAAGCGGGAAGACGUAACCCUGAAUGUCUUUCAUGGGGAGUUGACAAGGAAAGGGUUUUGAGAGGCCGGACUGCCAUAGAGGUUUACUUUGACUAUAUGAGAAGCUUCCGGGUUGAAUUUGAUGAAUUCUUUGAUGAUGGCAUUAUCUCUACGGUUGUUGUUGGACUUGGUCCAUGUGGAGAGCUAAGAUACCCAUCCAAUCCUGUAAAACAUGGUUGGAGAUAUCCUGGUAUUGGUGAAUUCCAGUGCUAUGAUCAGUAUAUGUUGAAAAGCCUUCGUAAGGCAGCUGAAAUUAGGGGACACUCCUUUUGGGGGCGAGGACCAGAUAACGCAGGUUCCUACAAUUCACGGCCGCAUGAAACUGGAUUUUUCUGUGAUGGAGGUGAUUAUGAUGGAUAUCACGGCAGGUUUUUUCUCAGUUGGUACUCUCAUGUUUUGGUUGACCAUGGUGAUCGGGUGCUUUCUCUGGCAAAGUUAGCUUUCGAAGGCAGUUGCAUUGCAGCAAAGAUUUCCGGAAUUCAUUGGUGGUACAAGACAGCUAGCCAUGCUGCUGAAUUAAUUGCUGGAUUUUAUAAUCCAUGCAAUCGAGAUGGUUAUGCUGCUAUUAUGGCAAUGUUGAAGAGACACGGGGCAGCACUAAACUUUACAUGUUCUGAAAUAAGCAUGUUAGAUCAGCAUAUGGAAUUCUCUGAGGCACUGGCUGAGCCCGAGGGAUUAGCCUGGCAAGUAUUGAAUGCUGCAUGGGAUGUUUGCAUACCAGUUUCUAGUGAAAAUGCUCUUCCAUGCCAUGACCGGGAUGGUUAUAACUAUUUACUGGAAAAGGCAAAGCCAAUGAGUGAUCCAGAUGGCAGGCAUUUUUCUUCUUUUACCUAUCUAAAACUCAGCCCACAUCUCUUGGAAAGACGCAACUUUGUUGAAUUUGAACGAUUCAUCAAGAGAAUGCAUGGAGAAGCUGUACUCGAGUAUCAGACAUAGUUGCAGAACUCCCGACUUGUAUUCAAGUUGAGGCCGGAGAGGGAACCAUUUUAGGUACACUAGUAAAGGAAAUGAAGUAUACAGUGGAUCCUUUUAUCAUUCUGUUAAUAUAGAGUAACAAAUCAGCUGAUCAAUUCUACAGUACUUGUUGAGGGAUUCAAUUCAACCUGUGGAAUUAUAUAAAUUAUAGAUUUUUAUUUUAGGUUCUGUUUAAUGAACGUACAGUCUGCUUCAAAUUUAUCUGCCCUGCAUUCCAUGCUCAAGUGCAAACUUCCAGUUGGGUAACCUUUGGCUCUCUGGUCAUUCCCAAAAUUGAGUCUUUGACUAAGCUUAUAUACGAGUAAAGGUUGUUUUUA
Olea europaea var. sylvestris is the source of this 3134-nucleotide messenger RNA. Its product is annotated as beta-amylase 7-like. The transcript is spliced from 11 exons. Gene Ontology annotation, molecular function: beta-amylase activity. Gene Ontology annotation, biological process: polysaccharide catabolic process. The coding region runs from base 691 to 2778 and encodes 695 amino acids. NCBI's taxonomy places the organism in Eukaryota, Viridiplantae, Streptophyta, Magnoliopsida, Lamiales, Oleaceae. The record is from RefSeq and is a predicted model, not a curated record.